UCCUCGGAGGGGAGAGCCCACUGCCGACCGUCCGAGCCGGAACCCUGUGUGUGUGUGUGUGUGCGCGCGCGUGUGUGUAUUCUGUGUGCCGGGCUGCAGCUGAACCACUCAGCCGUCCGGAGGUUUAAGGUGGGCGGAGACAGAAGAAGCCCGAGGAAGUCCUCCCGUCUGCAGCGACCGACGCACAGUGCAUUUCGGACUCGGCACCCGCACCCGUCCGAGGAGGGGAGACAUCAUGGCAACCACAACUUGUACGCGUUUUACAGAUGAAUACCAGCUGUACGAGGAGCUUGGCAAGGGGGCCUUUUCAGUGGUGCGCCGCUGUGUCAAACUCUGCACAGGCCAAGAGUACGCCGCCAAAAUCAUCAACACCAAAAAGCUCUCGGCCAGAGACCAUCAGAAACUGGAGAGAGAAGCCAGGAUCUGCAGAUUGCUCAAGCACUCCAACAUCGUUCGUCUCCAUGACAGUAUCUCAGAGGAAGGCUUCCACUAUCUCCUCUUUGACCUGGUGACAGGAGGGGAGCUGUUCGAAGACAUUGUGGCUAGAGAGUACUACAGUGAAGCCGAUGCCAGUCAUUGCAUCCAGCAAAUCCUGGAGGCCGUGCUCCACUGCCAUCAGAUGGGGGUGGUACACAGAGACCUCAAGCCGGAGAACCUGCUGCUGGCCAGCAAGUGUAAGAACGCAGCAGUGAAGCUGGCUGACUUUGGACUCGCCAUCGAGGUUCAAGGAGAGCAGCAGGCUUGGUUUGGCUUUGCAGGGACUCCUGGCUACUUGUCCCCUGAGGUACUGAGGAAGGAGGCGUACGGCAAACCUGUCGACAUCUGGGCAUGCGGUGUGAUCCUCUACAUUCUUCUGGUUGGAUACCCUCCGUUCUGGGACGAGGACCAGCACAAACUCUACCAGCAGAUCAAAGCUGGAGCGUACGACUUUCCCUCCCCAGAGUGGGACACGGUGACUCCGGAGGCUAAAAAUCUGAUCAACCAGAUGCUGACUAUCAACCCAGCCAAGAGAAUCACUGCCCAGGAGGCUCUGAAGCACCCAUGGGUCUGCCAACGCUCAACAGUGGCCUCUAUGAUGCACAGACAGGAGACCGUCGAGUGCCUGAAGAAGUUUAACGCCAGGAGGAAACUCAAGGGUGCCAUUUUGACCACCAUGCUCGUCUCCAGGAACUUCUCUGUGGGUCGGCAGACCACAGCGCCGGCGUCCGUCAGCGCUGUGGCUGGAACCACCGCUGGCAUCGUGGAGCAAGCAGCCAAGAGUCUCCUCAACAAGAAGGCUGAUGUCAAGCCGCAGACGAACAGCACGAGAAACAGCACAGUCACCAGUCCCAAAGGACACGUCUCUGCUGCACUGGAGCCUCAGACUACUGUUAUCCAUAAUCCAAUAGAUGGGACCAAGGGAUCAUCUGACAGCAGCAACACCACCAUUGAGGAUGAAGAUGUGAAAGCUCGCAAACAGGAGAUCAUAAAGAUCACCGAGCAGCUGAUCGAAGCUGUCAACAAUGGAGACUUUGAGGCGUAUGCGAAGAUCUGCGACCCUGGCCUGACCUCGUUUGAGCCGGAGGGGCUGGGUAAUCUGGUGGAGGGAAUGGACUUCCACAGAUUUUACUUUGACAAUCUCCUCUCCAAGAACAGCAAACCCAUCCACACCACCAUCCUCAACCCUCACGUGCACAUGAUCGGGGACGACGCCGCCUGCAUCGCCUACAUCCGCCUGACGCAGUUUGUCGACGUGCAGGGCCAUCCCCGCUCCAGCCAAUCAGAGGAGACCAGAGUAUGGCACCGCAGGGAGAGCCGGUGGCAAAACGUCCACUUCCACUGCUCAGGAGCUCCUGCUGCCCCACUGCAGGGAUGAGGUCUACGAGACUGAAGAGGAGGCCGAGAGGAGCAGAGAAGGAAUCCGUGGAUAAGAUCUGAGAGAGCAGCAAGGAGAGAGAGAGGUGCAGGCGGAUGCAGGGGGGGCUAAAAGGAGUCUGAAGAGUCUGAUUUCUGGGAUCGUGGUCGUCCUCCUGCACUCUCCUCUCGCCGUCUCUCCACAUACAGUCACACCGACGCUCCCAUCAUUAACCCUACACUACAGCAGUGGGCAUAUAUCAGCCAAAAGAAAA
Molecule: messenger RNA, 2108 nt
Organism: Sander lucioperca (pikeperch)
Lineage: Eukaryota; Metazoa; Chordata; Actinopteri; Perciformes; Percidae
Gene: camk2b2
Product: calcium/calmodulin-dependent protein kinase type II subunit beta
Exons: 21
Coding region: 236-1855 (539 amino acids)
Biological process (GO): protein phosphorylation
Cellular component (GO): neuron projection; cytoplasm
Molecular function (GO): ATP binding; calcium/calmodulin-dependent protein kinase activity; calmodulin binding
Source: RefSeq, a predicted model, not a curated record